Sorghum bicolor (sorghum) is the source of this 3240-nucleotide messenger RNA. RefSeq lists its product as uncharacterized. The coding region runs from base 111 to 2963 and encodes 950 amino acids. The transcript is spliced from 16 exons. Lineage: Eukaryota; Viridiplantae; Streptophyta; Magnoliopsida; Poales; Poaceae. The record is from RefSeq and is a predicted model, not a curated record.
CCGGUCCAAGGCCUCUAUCCUCUCUCUCCCCUUCCCCUCCCACCUCGGACGCCGCGCCGGCGGUUUCUUCUCUCGGACCGCCGCCGCCGAGAUCCGCCGCGACGACGCCCAUGGAGGCCACCAAAGGCGCUCCAGGGGGCGGCGGUUCCGUUGAAGGAUCUGCGACAGGGGCUCGAACCCCCGGUGGCGACGCUUCCGAAGAAGAUGUUGGUGUCGUAGGUGAUGGACAGACGAAGGUUGCCGACGGCGGCCAAGGUGGCGUAGGUGGCACUGCGCCCGGUAGCCGUCGUGAGGGCAGCACGAAGCCCCCCGCGUCCGAGAUAGCUGAUGGACCCGCUCGCGCCGGCGGAGGCGGAGGCGAUUUAGCCGGCACAGGUGGCGAACAGGGUGGCGGCGUUCGCGCUGGUGGUCGCCGCUCUUCCGGCGAGGGAGGUGUACCCGACGAAUCGUCAGAGCAUGCUAUUGUCGACCCUCAAGAGACGCAGCCGUCGGGUGCGAAGAAGCGCGGCAGUUGCCAUCCGUCGGCAGCGCCAUUACAGACAAACAAGGCAAAUAAUUGGAAAAGGACAUGCAUCCGUGGGAGACAGCCAGCUGCUACAGCUAGCAGUGACGAUGAAGAAGAUGUUUUCAUGACUCCUCGGCACGUUGUUGAGACUCCACGUCGCCAGACACGAGCAUCUACUGUUGCGAAGACUAAGCAAGCAAUGGCCAAAUCCAGCGGCAUUCAUCCCAAGCAAAGAGUGACAUUCAAGGAGCCGGCCGAAGUAAAGAACAAGAAGCGCAAGGCUACUGACGUCGAGGACGAUGGAGCGUCAGCAAAGCCAGCUAGGACUUCAACAUGUGCUCCCAAACAUGCUUGUACAUCUGAGGAUAAAACUAAGGCCCCGCGGUGGAACGUACGCAGCUACCCCAAAAGGAUCCAUAACCUGCUGAAUGGUCUAUCAACCGAGCAGAAGAAAAUUUUCUUAGAGGAUACAGGUUUUGACAAGUUGCUACAGUUCAAGCUGGAGCGCAACAUACCUCCUGCUUUCCUACAGUGGUUAUACAAGCGUAUUGACCACCACACCAUGACUAUUCGGCUGGGUCCUGGUAAGGAGUUGAAGCUUACCAAGGAGGUAUUUUAUCGUAUACUUGGUCUUCCCAAGACAGGAGCUCAGCAAGAAAAGAUAGAGGAGUGGUCGUUGAGGAAAGAUGAAGCAAAGGACCUCCGCAAAGCUCUGAAGAUCACUGAAUUAAAAGAGUUCAAUCCAGACAUAUUGAUUCAACACGUGAAGAAGAAAGGAACUGAUGAACUGACAAAACGGUGCUUCUUCAUUGUUCUAUUCAACUGUAUGCUCUUUUGUACAGGCAGUUGGGUAAUUAGUAACAAUGAGAUCAUGCGCACGGCUGACAUGUCAAAUUUCCACAAGAUUGACUGGUGUCAUGAGAUUUACACCUUCUUUGUCCAUCAGAUGGAGUUGUUUGCUAAUGACUUGAAGAAGCCGCAGGUUUCAUAUACCAUACCUGGUUGUAGUGUGGCUGUAGCGUUGUACUACUUUGAUUGGCUAGACCACAAGGAUGGCGCUAAAGAUAGGCGCACAACCUCCCGAAUUGGAGCUUAUGUCAGUGAUACGAUAGAUAAUUUAUUGUCUCGUGAUGUGAUAAGGGACAAGCAGACCAUUAUUGGCUAUGGCAAGUUGGAUUUCAUCCCCGUCUCCCAAACUUGCUACAUCGGUACUCCGGAAGUUGGUGGUAUUAGCAUUCCAAGGAUCUCAACCUUGCUUGGUGACAAGUUAAUGAGCUUGGCAGAAGGCGAUCAUGACCAUAUACUGGGAUAUAUUAAUGAGUACGACGAUGAAGUCCAGCAUCAGUGCCAUAAUAUCGAGGCUGCCAUAGAUCGCAUUGUUGAGAAACAGCGCGAGAUGACAGACGUGUUUGGUUCUAUGAUUGACAAUUUUAUUGCGAAUCAAAAUGAGCAAGUUUUUCACACUGGGCAACAAAAUAUUGCAGCAGGUCCAAAUGUCGUGACAGGUCAGACCAGCACGCACGGCGAAGGAAGCAAAACUGAUGGGACAAAUGCCGGUUUGGGCGAUAGAACUACGCACCCCGAAGAAGAUCGAGUUCAAGACCAGGGCAAAUCUACUGAGAAGCCUUUUAGCAAACCAGGUCUUCAAGAGACUGACCACGACCAAGGCGAUCAUUCUGACCGAAACCAAGCCCCUACCAAACCUGUUGGCCAGCCUUCCACUGAGUAUACUUCUCAAGAGACAGAUUGUCGCGAUAUAGACAGAGAAACUAUUGAUGGACAAGGAACUCAUGAACAAUGUGAUCAUUCCGAUUCUAACGAGGGGCAGACUAUCCUCAUUGCCCAAGGGAGUAGAGAGGCAACCACCAGAGAAACUAUUCACUGCGAGGAAGGCAGGGAGAGUGGGCACACACAAGCCCAGAUAACUGCCCCCAAUCCGAAGACGACAUCGCAUACUACAUUAAGGACACCGCCUGAACAAACUAGUUGCGCCCGAACUAAGGCCUAUUUCCCACACAUCCUGGCUGAUGAGCAUGAUGGCAAUUCUUGCGUUGAGCGCAAUGUACAAGCUGGUGACGAACACGAGGUGGACAUAUCUGGUGAUCAGGCUGACGAUGAAGUAGCGAUCAAUGCUGCUGGUACAAAGAGUGAGAGUUCUGAAGAUCCUGCAUGGGCUGCGGGCGACGAUGAAGGAGAAGAGUGGCUGGAGGUCACUCAAACCAGCCCCGGAACACGUCGUGAUGAAUUAGAUAUGUCGCAAACGAUAGCAUCUCCCCAUGUAAUCCGCCUCAGCACGAAUGAGACAGAUGCGACAUCAAAUGAGGUUGAGGAUGGCAAUGCGAAAAUUUCUGAGACUGAGCAAGCCCAGAAGGGAGAAGACUGUAAUGAAAUUGGUAGCCAAGAUGUUCAAGAGCAGCCCCAAUCACGUAAGAAUGAAGAUAACACAUCCUUGAAGUAGCUACAUAUUUUUUUAUUCAUUACACCAUGUUCUGUGUUUAUCCGUGUUUGUAAUACUAGUGUCCCUUCUCCCUUUCAACAUGUGAAAGCAGCCCCUUAGGGGCUAUAGUGGUUAUUUCAAUGUAAUCUAGCGGCCAACAUGUAGCUGGCCGCUGCAAUCGCUAGUUAGGAAGCAACAUUUUGCUAAUGCCGCUUCCUAAUGACAUUGUAAUAUAUAUUUAAGUUGACAACCAGCCCCACAUUUGGUCUAUAUGCAAUAAAACUAUGGAUUCUAUGCA